CUUAACGGUUUCUUUCUGCUAGUCUGGAAAAAUAUUUAAUGAAAACCAAAAAGCCCAAAAUCUCAAAAUGUGAUAGGUGCAUGAAAAACAGGGGUUUUGUCUCUAAAUCUAAUAGUAAUGUGCAUCUUUAUAUGCCAUAAUAUUGCUCUGUUAAUUAUUCUUUAUUAUUAAGAACUCAAUGAGUCCAACCCCAAGAGAUCUUUUUGCACAAAAACAAUGAUUGAAGGUGCUCCAAAAAUGCUAAAAAGUCUUUAGAAUCUAAAAAUGCUCUUUAGUGGCACUGAUGUUUCUCAUUGCUCAAAAGGUUCUUUAUCUACCUUAAAGAAGCUGUAUAGCAAGUUAUAAAAGAAUGCGGCGACGACAACGCAAGAGCAUUAAAUCAGCUGCUAAACAUAUAGAUCAGGACUGCGUGAUGUUGUGCUAUUUCUACUGAAACCUGGUAUUACUGAAUGAUGAGUUCAUAGUGAUGUGCCUCAACACCAAAGGUGGGAAGGGAGUGGUUAAGGAAAGCUUGGUGGAACAGGUUGAACAGACUUGUCACUUUUACUUUCAUAAUCGGUCCAAAAUGGAUUUAUUUUAGAGUUCUUCGAACAGACUAUUUUGUUGCUUCAUUUAUUUCAUUCAAUCCUCUUCAGCAUGGCAGGGGCACACAUAGAUGAACUUGGGCGUCCCGCAGACCCGCGAGUCAAGCUGAGGUUCAUGGUGCUUGGAGGUGACGAUGCUCUCAUGGAUAAAGCGUGUGCCGCAAUCCUGGGAGAAAGAGACGACGGGGAUGCCUUUCGAUUCGGAAAUCUGAAGCCCAGGAAGGCUCAAGUUUGUGGACGACAGGUUUCUGUAUUAAAAACACCGUCCUAUUGGCUGGAACACUUGAAAUCGUACUACAUUUUCAUCAACGGAGUCAAAUUAUUGUUACCCGAGCUGCAGUUCUUUGAAUCACUCCUGUUUCCGGGGUCUAAUGCCUUUUUGUUAGUACUUAAAAAUGUGAAAAACGCUUGCAGGGAGAAUUAUCUUUUACAUGCUCUGAGCGAGGUGUUCGGGAAAGAGGUCUUGGACUAUUGCAUGGUGUUAUUUAUGAAUGAGGUUAGGCUCAGCGAUCCAAAUAAUAACUCCUGCGUGAAGCUGUGUAAAGGCAGAUAUCAAGUUUUAAAGAACACCGACGAAAGCGUUUAUCGGUUAUUUGAAAAAACGAGAGAAAUGACAGGGCAGAAAAAGAGCAUUUUUUUCUCUAAUCAUUUGGAGUGUUUCAGAAAAGCUGAAAAACAUUUUGAGGCCGAGAAUGAGAUAAAACAGGCGAAAUUAAGACGAGAACUUUUAGAGCAUAAAGAAAGCGUCGAGAACGUAAAAACGGAAACGAGGCAACUGAAAGAAGCGAUUAGAAAGGAAGCGAAGGAAAUAAAUGAGAGGAUCGAAGAGGAGCUGAAGAAACUGGCCACGGGCCGAGAGAAUGAGCUGGAUGCUCUCAAAAGAAAAGAAAAUCAGAUGAAGGACUUCCAGGAGCUAAAAGAAGAGCUGAGAGUUUAUGAAAACAGAGAGAAAGAGUUAAGAAAUGAGACUGAUGCUUUAAAAAAGAGUGAAAAAGAGAUGAAGGAGGAGAACCAGAAGCUAAAAGAAGAGCUGAGCAUUUACAAAAACAGAGAGAAAGAGUUAAAAAAUGAGACUGAUGCUUUAAAAAGAGUGAAAAACACAUAAAUAAGAAAUGCUGGAAGCUACAGGAAGAGCUGACCUUUUACAGAAACAGAGAGAAAGAGUUAGAAAAUGAGACUGAUGCUUUAGAAAAGAGUGAAAAAGAGAUGAAGGAGGAGAACCAGAAGCUAAAAGAAGAGCUGAGCGUUUACAAAAACAGGGAGAAUUUGUUAAAUGCGAUAGACGCUUUAAAAAGAGUGAAAAAGAGAUGAAUAAGAAAUGCCGGAAGCUACAGGAAGAGCUGACCUUUUACAGAAACAGAGAGAAAGAGUUAAGAAAUGAGACUGAUGCUUUAAAAAAGAGUGAAAAAGAGAUGAAGGAGGAGAACCAGAAGCUAAAAGAAGAGCUGAGCGUUUACAAAAACAGGGAGAAUUUGUUAAGCAAUGCGAUAGACGCUUUAAAAAAGAGUGAAAAAGAGAUGAAUAAGAAAUGCCGGAAGCUACAGGAAGAACUGACCUUUUACAAAGACAGAGAGAAUCAGCUAGACACUGAGUCGGAUGUUCUCCAAACAAAGUGAACACCAGACAGCGGACGACUGCCAGAAGCUAAAGGAAGAGCUGAUCAUCUACAAAAACAGAGAGAGACGCUUAAAACAGGACAAAGCAGAAGGUGAAGAAGUAUUCUCGUAUGCUGAUUAUAUAAUGGCAGUACAAUCCAAAAGAAAACAUUUUUUUUUACAAGUUUGAGAGCUUUGUCACCAUAGAAAACAGUUAAAAGAAAAACGGCUUAAUGCAUUAAGACAUAAAACUGAUAUAAUAAAUGAUAUAAAAAAGCAAUGGAGUUGUAUUAUGUAUUAUGUUACAUAACUUUCUCAUAUUUUCUUUUCUUCUCUUGCAAAACCGUUCAUUUACAUUGUAUUUUGUUCUCUCUGGAUUUUUCAUUUCAUGUUGCUAUAACGACAUUAACGGCACUAAUUACAUAAAACUACCAUCGGUGCAUUUUAUAGUUAAAUUGAGUUUUUGUGUGCAUUUAUUUCUAUUCGGAAAUAUGGAAAUUGAUUUUUAAAUGAAUUUUUUUCAAAUAGGCCUAUAUACGGUUUACUAAGGCUUUCUCCAAUGGACAGCUUUUAGCCUCAGGUUCUGUUCUCACAUACGUUUUGAUAAUAAAUUAAACUGCAUUAAUAUUUGCAUAAAUAUAUACUGGAAUAUAAGAACUGAUUUCAACUCUGUUUUCCAUCUGUUCAUCUAUAAAGUGCCCCAAAAAUGACAAAAAGGCACCAUAAAAAAAAAAGUCUGUAUGAUUCAUCUCUUGAAGUCUUCAGAGGUCAUACAGUCUAUAAUAACUAUAAUUCUUAAUAAUAAUAAUUAAUAAGCAUUAAUAAUCAAUGCACUAAAAUAAUAAUUCUUUAGUGCAUUGAUUGAUUCUUCAUAGUGCUUAAAAUGUUCUUUACGGAACAAGAGGUUCUUUGGGGAACCAAAUAAAGAAUGCAUGGCACUUUGUUUGAGGACCGGACCUGCAUGUAAAGGCAAUAAACAUGCGGAAUAUAUUAUUAAUAUACAAACCUUGAGUAAAUGUUAAUAUACUAUGAUGAAAACAAUAACAAUGGAGUUUUAAUUAUGACAAUUGCACAGUCGCACCACCACCAGAAAGAUAAAGAUACAGAAGAACAGCAUCGCUGGGUUUUUUUUCUCCGGCUGACAAACAAUAAAAACACUGACAGCCAAUCAGAAUCCAGAAUCAAUCAGAUAAUGGAGGCAUGGGAGGAAGAGGAAUAUUUCAUCUGCUAUAUGAAUAUGAACUUGCCUGUUAUAAACAGGGCCUAAACAGGGCCGUCCAGAGUCACAGGACUCCCGCACAGAGACAGGUGAACAUAUAAAACCAGUCUUCUGUAUAGCUCUGAAAACGAAAGCUUAAUUUACUUGAAAACAAAAGCGAUGAAACGGAGGCACAUCAUUCCCGGAAAACAUG
This is a messenger RNA of Puntigrus tetrazona (Sumatra barb), 3591 nucleotides long. Its product is annotated as histone-lysine N-methyltransferase, H3 lysine-79 specific-like. Bases 637 to 1689 code for a protein of 350 amino acids. Lineage: Eukaryota; Metazoa; Chordata; Actinopteri; Cypriniformes; Cyprinidae. The record is from RefSeq and is a predicted model, not a curated record. Gene Ontology annotation, molecular function: GTP binding. The transcript is spliced from 2 exons.